UCACUGACACAAUUGUGCUUCAACAGAUCACAGACCUCAUUGCAGUUCUUCAGGAGUCCGAUGAAGUGCAUCAGCUUGUCCUCAGGAACACCGGAAUGACAGAUGCUCUGCUUCAACUCUUAAUGCCAGCUAUAAUAGUUAGUCAUUCGGAGGUGGAAAGCAUCAACCUGAAUCUCAAUGAAAUUGGCCCAGGGGGAGCGGAGAGACUCAUUCAGCUGUUGAAAGAGAAGCCUUGUAUACAGAGUUUACUAUUAUAUGGAAACCAGUUAGGAGAUAAAGGUAUAAAGAGUCUUCUGUGUGGCCUAUCAGAGAUUCUGAUUACACAGCAGCGAAUGGACACCACCUCAUCAUAUAGCAUGCCACUUGUUCAGCUAUCAGAACUGGACAUUGGAGGAAAUCAAAUGAGUGCGGAUGCACUCAGAACCGUAGCAGAAUAUCUGAAGCUGAACCCGUUCCUAAAACAACUUGGCCUGGCCCAUAUCUCUGUACAUGCUCUUGCCGCCUGGCAAGAGCUGUUUGAUGCACUAAAAAUGAACACAAACAUCACCCACCUCCUUUUGGAUGAGAAUGGCCUUGGUGACAGUGGAGCCAGGCUGCUGGCGGAAGUUAUACAAGUAAACCGGUCCCUCGUCACUAUUGAUUUGGAUGGCAAUGACAUCAGUGAGGAAGGGGGAGGAGCCAUUGCAGAAGGUCUGGCAUCCACUACAGACAAGGCACUUACAGCUAUAAGCUUAGAUAACAAUCAUAUCAGUGAAGGAACCAUAGCUGCAAUACAGACAUUACUAAUGCUAAAGUGCACAGAUCAAUAAAGACAACUUAGUGGAUUAAUACAGAGUUUAUGUGAGGCUGGAGGCAAAUACUAAAUAGGGAGAACAGAACAGAGAAACAUGUAUUUACUGGGAUGUGAGAUUUCUAGUGAGGUUGAAACAAUGGCAAAAUAUGUUUAAAGUGUUGUUACCCCAGCAUUUCAUAUUCCUGAAAUGUGCCAGCUAUACCAUGUACUUGUAUGAAAAAGUCUCCUGUUCUCUUUGCAUUGCUUCCUUUGUGUGAAAUCCCUAGUGUUCCUACCUCUGUUUUCCUAUUCAAAACCUGACCACACUAAUAAGGCGAACACUCUGUAUUCAGUUCUCUAGCUAUGCUGGGAACUCAGCCUGCUCUUCUCCUAUGAUUAGACUGACAACCCCCCCCCCCUC
Molecule: messenger RNA, 1193 nt
Organism: Rana temporaria (common frog)
Lineage: Eukaryota; Metazoa; Chordata; Amphibia; Anura; Ranidae
Product: NLR family CARD domain-containing protein 3-like
Exons: 2
Coding region: 96-809 (237 amino acids)
Biological process (GO): activation of GTPase activity; nucleocytoplasmic transport
Cellular component (GO): nucleus; perinuclear region of cytoplasm; cytosol
Molecular function (GO): small GTPase binding; GTPase activator activity
Source: RefSeq, a predicted model, not a curated record